This is a messenger RNA of Populus trichocarpa (black cottonwood), 1215 nucleotides long. RefSeq lists its product as uncharacterized. Lineage: Eukaryota; Viridiplantae; Streptophyta; Magnoliopsida; Malpighiales; Salicaceae. The coding region runs from base 321 to 980 and encodes 219 amino acids. The record is from RefSeq and is a predicted model, not a curated record. The transcript has 6 exons.
GGGAGAUAAAUGCACACAAAGGGCGAGAGAAGAAACCCCACAAGGAAGAGAGGCUUUGGUUGAGAGAAACCGAGCAAACAGAGAGAGACUUGCAGAGCCACAAACACAAAGAGGCAGAUUUAAUUUUCUUCUUACAGAGAGAUACUCUUGUUUUGUUUUAAAGAAAAUUUUGCUUCUCUCUAUACAGAGAGCAAGUAAUAUCAUAUUGUGCUUGCUCUUGAAGGAGUUUCAUUUCUCAUGCUAUUACCUCUUGAUGUUGAAUCGAUAGCAACACAUUUUCUUUCCAGAAAAUCUAUGAGUCAAGAGUUCGAUAUAUAGACAUGGAGAAAGAAGAGAGAAACCAGAGAGCUACUUGUAAAGGUUUAGAACCAGAGUUUUUCUUGCAGUGGGGAAAUAAAAAGAGGCUUAGAUGUGUUAGAGUUAGAGACCCUCAAAUCAUUUCUCAGAGAUCUGAUGGUGUUUUUCGCAGGAAAACCACUUCUAGGAUUGAUAGAUUUGUUGUCUCUUCUGCUACUACAGAGAAAGACACUUAUCUUCCUCAAUCUAAUCGCCUCACAAGGAAUUCUGAAGCAGCGAUACUUAGGUCCAGUGUGACUGAGAACAGGAAAUCAUCUUCACCGGAGAAGGAGGACCGGUGCUAUACUACAAGAGGGUCAGGGAUUCUGGAUGAGAAUGGCAAGGUUUCAAUGGAUGGUAACAAUGGAGAUGAUAAAGGACAUGUUUGGCCAAAACUAUUCAUUACUUUGUCAAGCAAAGAGAAAGAGGAAGAUUUUAUGGCUAUGAAAGGGUGUAAGCUUCCUCAAAGGCCUAAAAAGAGAGCCAAAAUUAUACAAAGAAGUUUACUUUUGGGAAGCCCUGGGGCAUGGUUGACUGAUAUGUGCCAGGAGAGGUAUGAAGUCAGAGAGAAGAAGAGUUCUACUUCUAAGAAGAGACCAAGAGGAUUGAAGGCCAUGGGCAGUAUGGAAAGUGAUUCAGAAUAACAUUCGUUACAUUUUAGCAGCAGAGAGGCUUAUUGUUUUUCUAUUGAAUUUUUUGGGAUUUUUUUGGGAGAAGAUGAUUAGUUGGUGGCUGGAAUCUGUUGCGAGGAAAGAUAGAGAGAGUAAGCAGUCUCUGCAUGGAUUGUAUGUUUGUUGCUGUAAUGUAUAGAGUAAUUUUUCUGCUGUCUUACCACCACCAUUCUAACCAAAGUACAGCCAUCCCUGUCUUUUAUCGAAA